AUGAUCUGGCAUACUUUGAAAGUGGGGGCGCAGUUGAUUAAGGAUGCUCUUUUUUGGAUCUAUCAUUCGGGUUCACAGGCUCUUUUUUGGUUAGAUUCCUGGGAUGGUCACCCUCCUAUUCUUUCUUCUUUUCCUCAUCUCCAGCCUCUGUCUGAGGUUUUUAGCGCAGCUGGCUGGGAUACUGUGGAGCAUUAUAAGGUGGCACAACAUGAUGGUUUGGUUCUUCGGUUUCAUUGGAAGCACCCUUUUGAGUGGCCUCCAGGAGGGUCUGAGGGGGAUAGGCGUGAGCUUUCCCAACUUUUGGCUUCCCGUGCUUGUAAUUCUUUGAGAGGAACUGAUGUUUUGGCUUGGGAUGGUUCAAACUUGUCUGGAAAGUACUCUGUGGUUGCUGGUUAUAAACAGAUUGGUAGGCAGUUGUUUGGGGACAUUGAGGUCCCUUGGUGGAAGCAUGUUUGGCACAAGUUGUCAUGGCCCAAGUGCAACUUCUUUAUGUGGUUAGUGGCCCAAAAUCGGUGUCUCACUUGGGAUAAUUUAUGUAAGCGUGGUUUUCAAGGCCCUUCUAUGUGUGUUUUGUGUCAAGGUUGUGAAGAGAGUGUAUCCCAUAUCUUCUUCCAAUGCUCCUAUGCUAGGGAGAUUUGGCACUUCUGGUGGGGAGUGUGGAAUACGACCUGCUGGCAUGUUUCCUCUUUGGUGGAAUUUUGGGAACGAUGGGGAAGGGCCCCUGUUUCUACUUCCUUUCUCCAGGCUGCUUGGGCCAUUGGGCCUUCCUUUAUUAUCUGGAAUCUUUGGUUGGAGAGGAAUAGGCGGAUCUUUCAAGAUUUGCAGCUGAUGGCUCCUCACCUUUGGAGGAAAAUUUUACACUCCUUAGGGGAAACUAUUGUGGCUAAGUGUGAUAUGACUAUGCGGGUGGACCCUCGGGAUGUUGACUGUUGUAAUCGCCUUCAUCUUCCUCCUCCGCAACGACAACUCAUGCGUAACAGGUGUAGGCAUCCUACCCCAAAGGUGAAUAGGGAGGGAAGAUGGUCCCCUCCUCCCUUGGGAGUCCUAAAAAUCAACUCGGAUGGCUCUUCUCGUGGUAAUCCUGGUCAUGCUGGCAUUGGAGGUGUGGGCCGUGAUAGCUCAGGGGAUGUUCAGUUUAUUUUCUCUGAGUAUAAGGGUCUUCAUACAUAA
Cryptomeria japonica (Japanese cedar) is the source of this 1170-nucleotide messenger RNA. RefSeq lists its product as uncharacterized. The record is from RefSeq and is a predicted model, not a curated record. Lineage: Eukaryota; Viridiplantae; Streptophyta; Pinopsida; Cupressales; Cupressaceae. Gene Ontology annotation, molecular function: RNA-DNA hybrid ribonuclease activity; nucleic acid binding. The transcript has a single exon. The coding region runs from base 1 to 1170 and encodes 389 amino acids.